This is a messenger RNA of Loxodonta africana (African savanna elephant), 2326 nucleotides long. RefSeq names its product sialic acid-binding Ig-like lectin 8. Lineage: Eukaryota; Metazoa; Chordata; Mammalia; Proboscidea; Elephantidae. Gene Ontology annotation, cellular component: plasma membrane. Gene Ontology annotation, biological process: cell adhesion. Gene Ontology annotation, molecular function: sialic acid binding. The transcript is spliced from 3 exons. The record is from RefSeq and is a predicted model, not a curated record. The coding region runs from base 397 to 1140 and encodes 247 amino acids.
AAGUUUACACAUAGUUUUGGGGAGCACAAUUCAAUCCAUGACAUGUAUUUUAGAUUGUCACUAGCAAGCUUUUAAAACCCGAGAAGGUACUCACUCGAGUAGGAUGUAGAACAUUUUCUUGAUGAACUAUGUUAUGCCAUUUGACCUAGGUGUCCCUGAGGCCAUGGUCCCCAGCCAUCAGCCCCAGCAACUUGGUCUCUCAAGGUGUUUGGAUGUGUCUAGGAGAAGUAGGAAGAGGCAGAGGAUAUCCCAGGAACCUUGGACUGUGGAGGUUCCUCUUUUGUGGACAGUCCCUCCCCCUCCCUGCAUGGGACUUCCUGUCAGAACUUCCUUCCCAGACAGACAGAUGGACCCAGAAGCCAGAGGGUGCCAGGUCCAGCUCCUCCAACUGCAGAGAUGCUGCCACUGCUGCUGCUACUGCUGCGGCUGUUGUGGGGGAUCGAGUGUGUUGUGGGCUGGGGGUCCCAGGCAGGGGCUGGGGCUCCCACUAAUCAUCGGUCUCCCAAAGGGUCCCGGCUUCUGGAUGACAGAUACCAGCUGCAGGUGCAAAAUUCCGUGAUGGUGCAGGAGGGCCUGUGUGUCUUCAUACCCUGUACCUUCUCCUACCCCCCAGAUGGCUGGAUCGACUCUGACCCAGUUCUCGUCUACUGGUUCCGGCAAGGGCCCAAUAAAAUCAAUCAGAAACGAGAUGUUCUAGUGGCCACAAACAACCCACAGAGGGAAGUAAAAGAGGAGACCAAAAGCCGAUUCCAGCUCCUUGGGGACCCCCAGGCCAACAACUGCUCCCUGCAGAUCACAGGUGCCCAGAAGAAGGACGGUGGGAAAUACAUCUUCCGGUUGGAGAGAGGAGGGCAGAAGUUCAGUUACAAGGAUACGCUGCUCACGGUGAAGGUGACAGCACUGACAAAUGUCCCCGAUAUCAUCACGGGAUCCCUGGAGUCUGGCUGCCGCAGCCAUGUGACGUGCUCUGUGCCCUGGGCCUGUGACAAGGGGACACCCCCCACCUUCUCCUGGAUGGGCACUGCCCUCAGGUCCCAGGAAUCUCACUCUGAGGCCUAUGACUCCUCAGUGAUCAUGCUGACCCCUGGCCCGGAGGACCAUGGCACCAACCUCACCUGCCAGAUGCGCCCCAGAACCUGACCAUCAGCUUGCUCCGGGGAAAAUGCACAGGUAGGGUCGGAGCCCCCUCCCCGUGACUGUGAUGGGAGCAGGACCCAUUAGGGGGCAGGAGCCCCUGGGGACACAAACGGUUAAGCACUCGAGUACCAGCCAAAAAGUUGACAGUUCAAACCCACCCAGAGGUGCCCAGACAGGCCUGGAGAUCUGCUUCUGAAGGUCUCAGCCUUGAAAACCCUAUGGAGCAGUUCUACUCUGCAAACAUGGGGUCACCAUACAUCAGAAUCGACCCCAGGGCGACUAACAGCAACAUUAGGGGCAUUGAGUUUGUGUUCAUGGUGGUGGAAUGAUUUGGAAAAGGGCAGUGACAAUGGCUGCACAACUUGGAGAAUGUCAUCAGUGACACUGAAUUGUGCAUGUAGGAAGGGCUGAGACGGUAUAUAUUUUGCGGGUCCAGACUUUGAUAAGGAGAGAGAACUACUGUAAUAGGGAGAACACUCAGAAAUCCACCAACGGCUUGAGUUAGAAAGUAUUUUUCUUUUCUAGAGACGAGAGUAAACGAGGCUAGAGAAAAAGUGUGGGGAAGCGGGAUGAUAGGGCGGUGAGCUCGGAUAGUAGCUCAGAGAAUGUUGUACGGUGAGGCUGCCUGUUCUCAGGAGCGAGCAUUAACAAGGGCAGUCCCUGGGUGGGGUAAACGGUUAACACGCUCACCUGCUGACCCAGAAGUUAGUGGUUCAAGUCCACCCAGAGGUGCCCUGGGAGAAAGGCAUGAAGCUCUACUUCUGAAAAUCAGCCACUGAGAGCCUUAUGGAGCACAGUUCUGCCUGACACACACGGGGUCACAAUGAGGGCUGGUUUUCAGCUCUGAUGAGGUUGGGGUGGAAGUGGGGAGUGACUGCUUAAUGGGCGGGGGGUUUCUUUUUAGGGUGUUGAAGACGUGCUAAAGUUGAUUGUGGCAACAGUUGUGCAACUCUGCGAAUAGACUAAAAACUGUUGAAUUGUACACUUUCUGUGGGUGGUAAGGCCCCUGGGUGGCGCAAACAGAUUGCGCUUGACUACUAACGUAAAGGUUGGCAGUUGGAACCCACCCAGCAGCACUGUGGAAGAAAGACCUGGCGAUCUUCUUCUGCAAAGAUGACAGCCAAGACAACCUUACGGGGCACAGUUCUCUGUAACACACAGGGGCGUCAUGAGUUGGAACGGACUCCAU